Messenger RNA from Mya arenaria, 2183 nucleotides. Its product is annotated as transmembrane protein 26-like. Bases 42 to 818 code for a protein of 258 amino acids. The transcript is spliced from 3 exons. NCBI's taxonomy places the organism in Eukaryota, Metazoa, Mollusca, Bivalvia, Myida, Myidae. The record is from RefSeq and is a predicted model, not a curated record.
ACGCCCGGUUUUGGUUUUUGUGUAGUUUAAACGUACUUUUUAUGAUAGAGGGUUGUCUGUCGUACAAAAAGGAGCAACGAUUGAGGGCGUACAGGUGGCGUCCAUGUAUUGCAAUUUAUUUGUUGACCAUGCUGCCUUGCAUUUGGCUGCUACAAAUUCACCGAUAUGAUGUUGCAAUAGCGACAACGGAUGAAAUAACUACCAUACAACCUACAAGUACCGUCUCCACAACAGCAAAGUAUAAUACCACGACAACAUCAAAACCAGGAGUGUUGGAUUCAAUAGCCAACACGAUUCUGUCUGUUGAAGAUUCAACAUGGAUCGUUGUGAUUCAAGAGCUCAUGAUCUACGUCCUUCUGUGUGUGGUUUGGCUUCUUGAUAACGUGCCGCACGAUUUGCUCUCACAGCAGUUAAUUGCAUUUCUGGCAUCAGCGUCCGACAUUAUGGAGCUGUAUGCACUUUUCGACGAAUCUGCCGUACAGAAGGACUUUACUGUCACCUGUGUUGUGCUUGGUGUUUGGACGGUCAGCUUUAUCCAGUUUGUUCCCGUCUUACACCAACGAUCUUCCACUAACAAAGUUCAAGAUUCGUCUAUGAUGACUGACAUAAGGAAUUCAUACGAGCAUGGUCCUUGGGAAAUUGCGGAAUGUAUUGUAGCCAUUAUUUUCCAAGACGGUCCAUUCUUGAGCGUGCGGCUAUUUGUAGUCAUCGAUCUUCAGUUAGUUACGUACAGUUUAGUGUUUUUCUUGAUAAAGAACCUCCUGUCUCUAGUUCUGCUUGUUUAUAGACUGAUCGGACUUUGCAGUAAGGAAAAAUAAACAAAAUGCACAACAAAAUGUUUCCAUAGUUUACGUCGUUAUACAUGUACGUUGUUUGAAAGAAAUUUAGAACAAUACAAUGAGUCAAAUUAUGAGUUUAUGAUUCAUCAUAUUUGCGAAUUUCUUAUUUGAUAUCUGAUGUAUUCAUAUACUGAAAAUACAUUUUUGUCGAUAUGAAGGAAGUGAUAUAUGAAGAAGAAAGCGUAUGUUUGUGAAGGCGUCAGAAAGUCAAAUCAACAGUUUCACUCUUUCAUGCAUGUAAAACAUGAAAGAAUUAAGGUUAAUAAUCAAAACAAUUUAGGGGCUUAUAUCAAUUACAGAAAAACACAUAUGUUAAAGGGACUCGGCACCAGAUGGUCCCAAACUCGGCAAAUACAGUAUUUCCUUAAAACAAGACUAAAAUUGUCAACUGUAUGAGGCCGGUAAUACAUCAUUUUACAUGAUUAAAAGAAUAUAUUGUCGCUGUCGCAGCUGAAUUUACCGUUCAAAAGGCGCAUAAUGGUUUCCAGUUUAGUGUGUGUAUACUUAGCAUUUGAAAGUCACGUGAUUGGAACAGAUACAUGUUAUACUCCCGAAAAAGAUAGUUUCUCAAAACUAUAUAAAGAUGAAAUGUUGAAAAGUUUUAGUUGUUUGCCUUCCUCUCGGCUUUAGGCCCGCCUUUAACGAAAAUUAAAAUUAAAAAGCGCUGAAGCAGUUUUCCCUUGCCUCAAUCCUAUAUUGGAGAGGAAGAGUACUUUAAAGAAGUAGACGAAAACUCCAUUAUUUGACCUUAUUUUUGACAUUUUUAAACAUUCUGUUGGAACUUUGAAACAGUUAUUUUCACCACAAUUCAUCUCUUCAUACUUUGUCAAAAGCUUUUUAAGGUCUAUAAAUGCAGUGUUACAAGUAUAUCAAAUAAUUAUGUUCAUUUACAAUUAUAUCCAUGCAUCUGACUUUGCUAUUGAUUCAAGUCCAAAUUCCUUCCUCGGUAAUUGGGGAAAUUACAUAUUCGUUAUUACUAUUAUCAUUACCAUCUUCAAUAGUUUUAGCAUUUAUUUCAGCAUCAUGGUUUACAUUGUCGUGAAUGGUUUGACGGUCCCUUAUUAUUUAUACUUUUCCAAAAUAAAAUAAAACCUUUUGAAUUCUAAACUCUGUCAUUUUAUAACUUGCUAUGAAUUGAUUUGUAUAUAAUUGGAUUUUUUUCCCUUUUUUAAAGUAUUAUUUCAUAAGCUAUGGUAUAUAAUAUAUACGACCAAACCAUACGAAGAAUUUACUGUUUAUGUUCAGGUAUUAUGGUAUGCAAACGUUGAUACAGACGUUUCAAUAAAUUUGGUCUAAUAUUGUGGUUGCUUUUUGUAUAUGUUUGCAAUUUUCUAGAAUACAUUA